GGAUGUGAUUUUUAACUGAUAACAUGGCUCCCCAGAAAACGUAACUUUCGUGUCAAUGCCACUUUUCAAUUGACAAGUUUCAUAAAUUUCGAUCGAAGUAGUUCGUUUUCUACACUUUUACUUUUCAAGUUUUCGUCAGAAUGGAUCCUCAUUUGAGCGCUGUCGUCCUUUACUUCCUGGUUGGUCUUGUUACGGAGCUAAAAGGCGAGCGAGCAAAAAUAUCGGACGGGGACUCGCUUGAUAUGGACUGUGAUUUGAAUAAGUUGAGUACCGAAGAGCUGAGAAGUUAUGGAGACAUCUUAUACUUGCGAUUGGCAAAGGCAGAAGGUGCUACAGAGGUGGUUGGUUUUCUCAGGGAGCAUUUCAAAGGACGCAAGGAGGCCCUUACUUUGGCUGAUGUAAGGUUCGCUUUCGCCGAGUUGUCAAACAAAUUCAUCGACCCAGCACUAAAAACAAGAGAUCGGUUGAAUGCUUUGAACGCCCUCUGGAUGGAACGAGUCAACGCCACCAACACUACGCCAAAAUAAGUCGUGUAGAUGGUAAAAUGUAAAAAUUCUGUGUAUUAAGCUGGGAAAACUGAAGCAUAAUUAGUCAUAAGGACACAGUGGUCUUGAAGCAAAAAAAUUAUUACGAAAAUGUACCCAAUAACGGAUUGCAGGGGGUGAAUCUAUGGUACGUUUAGACUUAAAAUCGAAAAAAA
Messenger RNA from Bemisia tabaci, 700 nucleotides. NCBI's taxonomy places the organism in Eukaryota, Metazoa, Arthropoda, Insecta, Hemiptera, Aleyrodidae. The record is from RefSeq and is a predicted model, not a curated record.